Messenger RNA from Branchiostoma floridae (Florida lancelet), 3719 nucleotides. Its product is annotated as endoplasmin-like. The transcript has 21 exons. Lineage: Eukaryota; Metazoa; Chordata; Leptocardii; Amphioxiformes; Branchiostomatidae. Gene Ontology annotation, molecular function: ATP hydrolysis activity; ATP binding; ATP-dependent protein folding chaperone. Bases 135 to 2639 code for a protein of 834 amino acids. Gene Ontology annotation, biological process: protein folding. The record is from RefSeq and is a predicted model, not a curated record.
UGCGCGCUGAUUGGCUGACGGUGAGGUAUUCCCCGUUCGGGUUUCCUCAGUCAGUGUCAGACGAUAUUUUCGACUUGUGAGAGUUUGACGUCUUUUUCUCUUUUUAAAGAGAUAUUCUGACGAAAACAGUCACCAUGUCGGGAAAAUAUUGGCUCUUCGGAGUGCUGUGCUUGGUUCUGGCUACAGCUACAGUGUAUGCUGAUGAUGAUGCCGAUGCCACAGUUGAAGAUGACAUUGGCGACCACGCAGAGGGGUCCAGGACUGACGACGAAGCCGUUAAGAGGGAAGAAGAGGCCAUCAAGUUGGACGGACUAAACGUGGCGCAAAUUAAAGAAAUGAGAGAUCGGGCAGAAAAACACGAGUUUCAGGCAGAAGUCAGCCGUAUGAUGAAACUCAUCAUCAACUCCCUCUACAAGAACAAGGAGAUCUUCCUUCGUGAGUUGAUCUCCAACUCCUCCGAUGCUCUGGACAAGAUUCGCUUCCUCUCACUUACCGACAAGGAGGUUUUAUCAACAAAUGAAGAACUGACCAUCAAAAUCAAGGCAGACAAAGAGAACGGCGUCCUGCACGUUACGGACACUGGAAUCGGCAUGACCAAGAGUGAGCUGGUGAACAACCUGGGCACUAUCGCCCGGUCUGGCACCAGUGAGUUCCUCAACAAACUGGCAGAGGGCACGGCCGAGGAACAGAGCGCUCUGAUUGGCCAGUUUGGUGUGGGCUUCUACUCCUCCUUCCUGGUGUCUGACCGUGUUGUGGUGACCAGUAAGAACAACGAUGACAUCCAGCACAUCUGGGAGUCUGAUGCCGGCUCCUUCAGUGUGGUGGAGGAUCCACGAGGAAACACCCUGGGCAGGGGAACCACUGUCAGCUUGCACUUGAAGGAAGAAGCUCAGGACUUCCUGGAGCCCCACACCAUCAAGGAGCUGGUGCGGAAGUACUCCCAGUUCAUCAACUUCCCCAUCUACCUAUGGACUAGCAAGACAGAGACAGUGGAGGAGCCCAUCGAUGAUGAAGAGGCUGAGGAAGAGGCAGAUGAGGAGAAGAAGGAAGAAGAGGAGGAUGAGGAUGCUAAGGAUGAGGAUGAAAUAGAGGAUGAAGAUGAGGAUGGAAAGGUUGAAGAGGAUGAUGAGGAGGAAGAGAAGAAGCCCAAGACCAAGUCUGUGGAGAAGACCACCUGGGACUGGGAGCUGAUGAACGAGAACAAGCCCCUCUGGACCAGGCCGCCUAAGGAGGUUACAGAGGAGGAAUACAAGGAGUUCUACAAGUCCUUCUCCAAGGACUCGGAUGACCCGCUGGCCCACACCCACUUUGUGGCAGAGGGAGAGGUCACCUUCAGGUCCAUCCUGUUUGUACCCAAGACUGGUCCCCGUGACAUGUUCCAGGAGUACGGUAAGAAGGUUGACUACAUCAAGCUGUUUGUGCGACGUGUGUUCAUCACUGACGACUUCCAAGACAUGAUGCCCAAGUACCUGUCCUUCGUCAAGGGCAUGGUGGACUCAGACGACCUCCCGCUCAACGUGUCUCGUGAGACGCUACAGCAGCACAAGCUGCUCAAGGUCAUCAAGAAGAAGCUGGUCAGGAAGACUCUGGACAUGAUCAAGAAAAUCGAUAACGAAGAGUACCUGGAAAAGUUCUGGAAAGAAUACAGCACCAGCAUCAAGCUGGGAGUGAUCGAGGACCACUCCAACCGUACCCGUCUGGCCAAGCUGCUGCGGUUCCAGUCCUCCCACUCUGAGGGGGAGGUCACCUCGCUGGCAGACUAUGUGGAGAGGAUGAAGGAGAAGCAGGAGGCCAUCUUCUUCAUGGCAGGAACCAGCAGGAAGGAGGCCGAGAGCUCUCCGUUCGUGGAGCGUCUCCUGAAGAAGGGUUACGAGGUCCUGUACCUGGUGGAGCCUGUUGAUGAGUACUGCAUCCAGUCCCUGCCCGAGUUCGACGGCAAGAAGUUCCAGAACGUCGCCAAGGACGGGCUGAAGAUCAACGAGUCCGAAAAGGUGAAGGAGCAGCGUGAGGAGAUGGAAAAGGAGUAUGAGACUCUCCUGACGUGGCUGAAGGACAGUGCACUGAAGGAUCAGAUUGAGAAGGCCAGGCUGUCCGAGAGGCUCACCGAGUCCCCCUGUGCCCUGGUGGCAAGCUCUUACGGCUGGUCAGGAAACAUGGAGAGAAUCAUGAAGGCCCAGGCUUAUGCAAGGUCAAAGGACAGCAGUCAAGAUUUCUACGGUUCACAGAAGAAAACCCUGGAGCUUAACCCCCACCAUCCACUGGUACAAGAGCUGAAAAAUAGAGUGGCUACUGACCAGGAGGACCAGACAACAAAAGAGCUAGCCCAGGUCCUGUAUGACACGGCCGUGCUGCGCUCUGGCUUCAUGCUGCAGGACUCUGCUGACUUCGCCAACAGAAUCGAGCGCAUGCUCAGACUCAGUAUGAACGUCGACCUCAAUGCAAAGGCUGAGGGAUGGGAGGAAGAUGAAGAAGAGGAAGAGGAGGGUGAUGAGGAGGAAGGAGAGGAUGUAGAUGCUGAGGAGGAGGAGGAUGCAGAGGAGGGAGAUGCUGAAGAGGCUACUGAGGAAGAGACUGGGGGAGAUGAGGAUGUUAUUGAGGGAGAAGAAGCUGCUACAGAAGAAGUAAAGGAUGAGCUCUGAUACCACUGACACCUGCUCAUCAUCCUGUGUACAUUUUUGAACAAUGUAAAAAUUCAGAGAGACAGUACUAGUGCUAUUGAACCAGGCUUUGUAUUUUUGUCAGGCAUUUUGUGAUGGACUGAAUUUGACCAUAUUUUUUCGUACCAGCCUGGUAGGGAGCUUGGAGUAUAUUUGUCUUGUGCAGAGCUUGGUACGUACAAAAUGUAUUUGUGCAAAUGCAGCUAAAAAGAAUCUUCAAUAAGCUUAUACUAUCCUGGUGAAUAUGCCAUCGUCUUUUACAGAGAAAUUAAUUAAUUAUAGUAAAAAGCAGGGAGUGGUAUUCUUUGUGUACAUCAUGUUUUUAUGUGUUUCCACCUAACUUGUGUGGGAGAUAGAAAACUGGAUGUCAUUCUUAGGUACUUGUUGCAUAACCCUGUAACAAAGAUGACUUCAGGUUUUCACUGGACAUGUGUUUGUGACCAUCCUAAAGGUAUAUUACUGGCCUGCAGUACGUUGGUGUCUUCACUGCGUUCCAAAUUGAAUAUCAUACAAAACGUACAAGUAUGACUAUACUGUAAAAAGAUGUUUUUUAUUGAUGCAAUUCGUUGAGCGCUCUGUACGCCAACGUACCACAGGUUCAGUGAGAUGCCGACUUUACUUAUCCUGUAACUUGUGUCAGAUCUACGUCAACUCGUGGUCACUCAAGAAGCCAUUUCGAAAAUUAAUUUGAAAAUGCAUGACUACAUUGUCACUGAUGAAAAGAAUGUAUUUUGACAAAUACAAAUAUAUCUUGUGACAUGUUAUAAGAAUUUCACAAACCACCUUAAUUUUGAUCACUUUUGAAAAUGUUAAGUUGGUGUUUCUGUUUACAAUUCUUUGUUUUUACUUGUUACCUUGCUCUAUAAAGACUGUCAAAGAAGAUAUUUAGUUUAGGAUGAAUGGGUAAUUAAUUAUAAGAUGGGAAAUUUUUGGUGCAAGCAGCUGUUGGGUAUAAAAAAAGACUGCCAGAAAAAAAGCAUUCCAUAAAUUUAAUUUGCCACAGACCCAAUCUUGUACAUUUCUGGAGUACUUAAGAAAAUAAAUGUGUACUUCAAAACCAAA